This is a messenger RNA of Canariomyces notabilis, 1399 nucleotides long. RefSeq lists its product as uncharacterized. The coding region runs from base 372 to 989 and encodes 205 amino acids. The transcript has a single exon. Lineage: Eukaryota; Fungi; Ascomycota; Sordariomycetes; Sordariales; Chaetomiaceae. The record is from RefSeq and is a predicted model, not a curated record. Gene Ontology annotation, molecular function: methyltransferase activity; DNA-binding transcription factor activity; sequence-specific DNA binding. Gene Ontology annotation, biological process: DNA repair; regulation of DNA-templated transcription.
UAAAAGCACACUUGUGGCUGGUUGGUCGAUUUGGAAGCCUGCUCCUGCCGAGGUCGAUUUGUCAAUUCAGUUUGAUUGGUUAAUUUGACAACCAGCUUCGCGAAAAUCGGCCGAACACGGGCUGUCACCACCCCGGCUCGGGCCCGGGCUGACAGAUGUCAUCCCUCCCUGAUGCUGCCAUCUCAACUUCUUUAACUUUAUUUUUGACAAUCAGUAUUGGACGUGCCAAUUUUCGUCGCCAAAGCACCCACCCACCCAUUCACCAUUCCUCACUUUGUGUUCGCUCUCUUACUCCGCUGAGCCCAAUUGGAGGUGAGUCGUGAUUGGCCAUACCUGCUCUACCACAUGCGAGCGAAGGACAAGAGUCAAAUAUGUUCGACACCCCGGAAUCCAGAUGGCGGGCGCUCCAGACUCGCAAUCGCCUCGCAGCUUCGGCCUUCCUGUACGGUGUCACGACCACUCGCAUCUAUUGCCGCCCGGCAUGCCCCUCACGCCUCGCCAGGCAGGCCAACAUCGUCUUCUUCGACUCGGCAACCGAGGCCGAGUCCGCCGGGUUCCGACCUUGCCGGCGCUGCAAGCCCUCGAAGAGCGACUUUGAGCCCAAGACGGUGCAGCAUGAAAAGGCCGUCCGCAAGGCUUGCAACCUGAUCGACGCUGCCGGAGGGAGGCUUACCCUGGACAAUCUGGCCAGCAGCGUCGGCCUGUCGCCCAGAUAUUUUCACGGCAUAUUCAAAAACGCCAUGGGCGUCACUCCGAGCGUCUACGCUAUGAGGGUCAGGAAGGGAAAGACGGUCCGCACGUUGCAGAGUGGCGACAAGCCUGAGGAGGCAUGCACGGUCAAUAGGGCGCUAUCAUCAGGUACCGGUCACGGUAGGAACGGAGGGGAAACUCGGGAAAGUGUGCUAUCAGGUGGGAUUAGCCCCAGUGGCUGGCCACAGAAUGUUGCUGACUUGGGAUUUACAAAGAAAAUAUGUUUCGAUCGACGUUGAUGGAGAUGCCGCCGAACCAGAUACCAGCUGAUCCAGGAGUCCAUGCGCUCGGCUGUACUAGCUUUGAGUGUUUAUUUUCCAAAGACAUCGACGGCUGUUUCCCGGGGUCAGAACUUCUCACGAGUCAGGAUGUCCUCGAGGACGACCCUGACAGCUUGGACGACAACGGGCUUAUGCUUUAUUUAUUCGAGCAUGGAGUACCUCAUGACACGGGGAUUACGACUGACCACGGCAUACCUUAUUCUCCCCAGCUUCCUGGCACCCUCUCAUCCCGUUGUGAUCUGGCUAGCAAGUACUCUUGAGACCUGGCUCUCUGAAAGCACUGCUAAGGAAGUUAAAAGGGGUUUAGCCUAUAACAUGUAGGUCGGCAUAUCAGCAGGGCUGAUACGGAGGGGGUAUGCAUGUGGGAA